This is a messenger RNA of Diorhabda carinulata, 2227 nucleotides long. RefSeq names its product REPTOR-binding partner. Gene Ontology annotation, cellular component: nucleus. NCBI's taxonomy places the organism in Eukaryota, Metazoa, Arthropoda, Insecta, Coleoptera, Chrysomelidae. Gene Ontology annotation, biological process: regulation of DNA-templated transcription. Gene Ontology annotation, molecular function: DNA-binding transcription factor activity. The coding region runs from base 111 to 482 and encodes 123 amino acids. The record is from RefSeq and is a predicted model, not a curated record. The transcript is spliced from 3 exons.
GUGACCUUGUAAUGUUUGUAAAUAACAUAGACACGUUGAGCUGUUUUUGUGUUCGAUAUAGUGUUUGAUUUGCAAGUUUCACAAAUUGUCGUUAGUUAAAAAGAUUAAAUAUGAAUUUUGAAGAAAUGGCUGUUAUUGAUGAACAUAGUGUUUGCGAAGGUCCGGCGCGAAAGGAAUCGGGGAAACGUGGAAGAAAGCCAGGCAGGAAAUCGGCGGAAAAAGUGGACAUGAAAGCCAAAUUAGAACGCAGUAGACAAAGUGCCAGAGAAUGUAGAGCUCGUAAGAAAUUACGUUACCAAUAUUUAGAAGAACUAGUUGCAGAUAGAGAAAAAGCGGUAUUUGCUCUAAGAAAGGAGCUCGAACAGGUAAAAUACAUAUUUAAAUUUAUAGUGAUAAUAAUAUACACUACAUACAUAAUAAAUAAAUUUUUAUACUUUCAUUAUAUCUCUGUACACUUGAUAUUGUUAUAUUUUGAAAAUUGACAAUUUACAUUCAAAUAUACAUUAUUAUUCCCAAAGUAAGUAAUUAUUUAAGGCGUGAUUUUGCAGAUUCAAGAAAAUAUUUCACUUAUUAUAAGUUUGUUUAUAGGUGAUAUUAAUAAAAGUCCUAAAACAUAUUAGUUUACAAAAAAUGAUUUUAUACUACUACUCAAGCCAGUUUCUCACGGUCAAAAUUGAAAUCCUUAAUUCCUUUCAAUUUUAUAUACAUUUUAGGCCAGGUAAAUACACGUGUCUUCCUAAAUAUCGUCGUAAACUUUGGCAACUGUUGUGAUUUCUAUUUUAAAAUUAAACUUUCCUUAUUGCGUAUCUUAUAUUCAUAAAAAUGUUAAUAAAAAAGUCGUAUGCUAGUAAAGUUAACAAUUUAUAACUGGAAAUAUAAUUAAUUUAGAUUGGAAAGUUAUUAAAAAGCAUACUCUACUAAUGACUUAUAUCGUAAUCCACAAAUUGAAAAGGAGAUAAGUAUACAAAAUAAUUCAAUAGAUUCUGUGAUCAAUGGAAGUAAACCAAAAUAAAUUACCUUCUAAAAUCCAAUCCUCGAAGAAAUUCUCAAAUCUUUUUUCACAUAAACCCAGAACCGCCAAACCUUUCUAUGCUAGAAUUACAUAAUAUAUAAGCGAAUUAAAUUUCUUCCUUCCUGACAAUAAAAAGCAUCAAAUUUAUUACCCAGCUUAUGUUAUUCGACAAAUAUCACACCAACCAUUCGAAAAGAUUCUUUAGUAAAAUACUCGAUGAAUACGAAAACUUUGUACAUAUUUACACAGACGUAUCGAAAUCUCAAGAUGGUAUUGCUAGCAUUACACCAACCUCCAUCCACUUUUACUGCUGAAUGCUUCUUCGUCAAACCAACCAAAUCACCUCAUACUCACAGAUUUCCUUAGCUUUAUCCAAACUGUUCGAAAAAUUCACACCACAAAUUCCUUGGCAAUCAAAAUCUAGCAGCAACUGCAAUACAUAAUGGAAUAAAAGGAAUCGAAGAGGCAGACUUGGUUUGAAUGUUUUUCGGAAUGUGAUCUUAGGCUAUAAUUUAUUGAAUAUAUGUUUUUAAAUCUAAAGAUUGCAUUGAUUAAAGACUUUUUAGAUAUACACCGUUAAUGGGGGAUUAACACAUUAUCUAGUAAAAAGAAAUAUCCACAUAUUUCUUUUACACCCGUGAUGCAAUUUUUAACAAUUGUUAUUAUUUUAAAUGUUUUUCAAUAUCCCGUUCAGUUUUACUUCAUUACAUUGUCUCUCUAUCGAUAAUUUCAAACUGAAUAUAACAUAUCAUCAUUUUUAUUAAUCUAUUAUUAGUUGCAUCAUUUAAAGUAUUCAAAAUUAUAUUGGAAUCGUUUAAAAAAUAACAAACUGAACAAUAUUAGAUCGAAGCUAGAUUUGUCAUGGAUAGAGGAGAAAUGGCCAAAAUUCCAAGUCCUAUCAGUAUCCCAAACAGUCAUGGGAAAUGUGUCUCUAGAAAGUCUUUAAUCUGAUGAUGAUUAUUGUAUGGUAUAAUAAUGAUUUUUUUUAGUAUGUUUUUUGGGCGAAAGAAAUUGAUGCCGGUAGAAUUCCAGAGGGUAUUCAUGAAGCUCUUGAAGACUUGAAUAUUAAUCAAGAACAAAAGUGAAGUGAAUGUGCUAUUGUGAUAAUUGAGGAACUAUACAGAUACAAGGAAAGUGUUAUUUUUUAGGAGACAUGUACACAAUUUAUAUUUAUUUUUAUUAUACUAUAUGAUGGAAUAUAUUUUAUCUAACCCA